This is a messenger RNA of Micropterus dolomieu (smallmouth bass), 3050 nucleotides long. RefSeq names its product extracellular calcium-sensing receptor-like. Gene Ontology annotation, biological process: G protein-coupled receptor signaling pathway. Bases 208 to 2871 code for a protein of 887 amino acids. Gene Ontology annotation, molecular function: G protein-coupled receptor activity. Gene Ontology annotation, cellular component: membrane. NCBI's taxonomy places the organism in Eukaryota, Metazoa, Chordata, Actinopteri, Centrarchiformes, Centrarchidae. The transcript is spliced from 9 exons. The record is from RefSeq and is a predicted model, not a curated record.
UACAACAAGGCAAGUAGAUGUUUUACAGGAAGGUGUAGACGUACAUAUAAAAGAGCACAAAUUAAUUAUGCCUCAAUACAAAAUAAAUCUCAAAGGAAAUGAAUUUUAGACCCUGCCCUACUUUUGCUUAUGCCUUGAUGUGGUGUGGUGUGCAAGAUUAACGAUACUGAGAGUCAAUAAAAGGACUUGACGUACCAAUAAAACUUCAUGACGGGUUCAAACAGGAGAGAAAUCAUGUGGGCAUUUUUCAACUUGUUCUUGCUGAUGUAUUUCAUGUUGUUGUGUUCCUACUUUUCUUCUGCUGUGUCCUCCCUCUUUUAUUCCUCCUCCUGCCAGUUACAAGGACAGUUUCAUCUAAAUGGGAUGCACAAAGCUGGAGAUGUGGUUCUAGGUGGGCUGUUUGAGUUCCACUUAUUUUCUAUUUUUCCUGACCUGUCUUUUACCUCAGAGCCACAACAGCCUACCUGCCACGGUUUUGAUGUCCUAGGAUUCAGGCAGGCUCAGACCAUGGCCUUUGCUAUUGAUGAGAUCAACAGAAACUCCAACCUACUACCUAAUGUGACUCUGGGAUAUAGUCUUUAUGAUAACUGCAUCAAACUAGAAAUUGGUUUCCGUGCAGCCUUGUCUUUAGUCAGUGGUCAAGAGGAGCACUUUAUAUUAGAUGAGACAUGUGUAGGAACCCCUCCAGUCCUAGGGAUUGUGGGUGAUUCUUCCUCUACCCAUUCUAUUGCCAUCUCCAGUGUCUUAGGUUUGUACAGAGUACCUAUGGUGAGUUAUUUUGCCACAUGUUCCUGCCUAAGUGACAGGAAAAAGUUUCCAUCCUUCUUUCGGACAAUCCCAAGUGAUGCUUUUCAGGUGCGUGCUAUGAUUCAGAUUCUAACCCACUUUGGCUGGACUUGGGCAGGUCUGCUGGUCAGUGAUGAUGAUUAUGGACUCUAUGCUGCCCGAUCCUUCCAAUCUGACUUUGUUCAGUCUGGUAGAGGUUGCCUGGCCUACUUAGAGGUUUUGCCCUGGGGCAAUGACCCAGCUGAAUUGAGGAGGAUUGUGCAUGUGAUGAAGAAAUCUACAGCUCAUGUUGUCAUUGUGUUUGCACAUGAGGGUCAGAUGAUUAACCUCAUGGAAGAGGUGGUGCGACAGAAUGUGACAGGUCUGCAGUGGAUGGCCAGUGAAGCCUGGACAGCAGCGACUGUGCUCCAGACCCCUGACCUCAUGCCUUACCUGGGUGGCACAAUGGGCAUCGCCAUUAGUCAAGGAGAAAUAGCAGGUCUCAGGGAAUUCCUCUUACAAAUACGCCCAGACAAACAACACAACAAUGACUAUGGAAAUAACAUGGUGAGGCAGUUUUGGGAAUACACAUUUCAGUGUAGAUUUGCACCACCUCCAGCAGGUUGGGUGGAAGCUGGAGGAGCAUUAUGCACUGGACAGGAAGAUCUAGAGAAUGUGGAGACAAAGUUCUUGGACAUUUCAAACCUCAGGCCAGAGUACAAUGUGUACAAGGCUGUGUAUGCUCUGGCAAAUGCCCUUGAUGAAAUGCUGCAGUGCGAACCAGGGAGAGGGCCUUUCAGUGGGCACAGCUGUGGCAGUUUGCAAAGACUAGAGCCAUGGCAGCUUGUGUAUUACUUGGAAAAGGUCAACUUCACCACACCAUUUGGUGAUCAAGUGUCGUUUGAUGAGAAUGGUGAUGCCUUACCAAUCUAUGAUAUCAUGAACUGGCUGUGGCUCCCUGAUGGAAGAACUAAACUUCAGAAAGUGGGUGAAGUUAAGAGGUCGGCCUUCAAAGGUGAAGAACUCACAAUUGAUGAGGACAAAAUCUUCUGGAACUUUGAAUCAAAAAAGCCACCGCGGUCAGUGUGCAGUGAGAGCUGUCCUCCAGGUACUCGCAUGGCCAGAAAGAAAGGGGAACCUGUGUGCUGUUUUGACUGCAUUCCUUGUUCUGAGGGAAAGAUCAGCAAUAAGACUGACUCCACUGAGUGCAUCAGUUGUUCUGAGGACUUCUGGUCCAGCCCCCAGCUUGACCUCUGUGUUCUGAAGAAAACAGAGUUCCUCUCCUACCAUGAACCUCUUGGCAUUUGCUUGACAUCCACAUCAUUACUGGGCACAUUUAUCUGUGAUGUUGUACUAGGGAUCUUUAUCUAUUAUCGCAGCACACCCAUAGUAAGAGCCAACAAUUCAGAACUGAGUUUUGUGCUCUUGGUGUCACUUAAACUAUGUUUCCUUUGCUCACUGCUGUUUAUUGGACGUCCCAGGCUGUGGACAUGCCAGCUGAGACAUGCAGCAUUUGGGAUCAGCUUUGUGCUUUGUGUCUCAUGCAUCCUGGUGAAAACCAUGGUGGUUCUGGCUGUGUUCAAGGCCUCCAAGCCAGGAGGUGGAUCCAGUCUGAAGUGGUUUGGUGCUGUGCAGCAGAGAGGGACAGUUAUUGUUCUUACUUCUAUUCAGGCAGCAAUCUGCACUGCCUGGCUUGUAUCUUCCUCACCAGCUCCCCAUAAAAACACUCAAUACCACAAUGAAAAAAUAGUUUAUGAGUGUGUAGUCGGGUCCACAGUUGGAUUUGUAGUGUUACUGGGCUAUAUUGGCUUACUGGCUACCCUCAGUUUUCUGAUUGCAUUUAUAGCAAGGAAUCUUCCAGAUAGCUUCAAUGAGGCCAAACACAUCACUUUCAGCAUGCUGAUCUUCUGUGCUGUGUGGGUGGCCUUUGUCCCUGCAUACAUCAGCUCACCAGGCAAAUAUGCAGAUGCUGUGGAGGUAUUUGCCAUCCUGGCCUCCAGUUUCGGUCUCUUGGUGGCACUGUUUGGACCUAAAUGUUACAUAAUCCUGCUGAGACCAGAGAGGAACACAAAGAAAGCAAUCAUGGGUCGAGGCAUCGAGUCAUAAAACUGCCCUUAAUUUCAAAAGACAAAAUUAAUCUUUUUUGUCUAUAUAAUACAAAAACACAGGCAGUAGGCAAUAGGUUAAUAGUAAUGGCAAUAUUGAAUUAUUAUUAAUAUUAAAAAAGCAGGGCUGAUGCCAAGUAAAUGUAUUUCAAUGUUAAAUCUCUUUCCACUUGGAUUGUA